UGGUCGGGUUUGGUCACUGUUGAUACAGAGACAGCAUGAGACAGUUCUCUGCUCGGAUCAUGCAAGCAUGGGGAUAUUUGGAGGAGAAGACAGUUUGACAGCUAACUCAAAGAAAAGAGAAAUGUGGAAAACCCUAACACUCUCCCUGCUGGUUGCACUGGCACUCUUCACAGAGGUGGCCCACUGUCAGGAUACGGAGUCCCUGGCGGUCACUGAAAAAACAAUGCCACGACAGGAGAAUUUUACUAACAUGGAUUUGGCCGACUUACUUGGACAGUCGAGACGGCAGAUCCUGGCUGCUCAGUUUGAAUGCUACUUGAAAAUAAUCCACGAUCCAGUAACAGAAGGAGGCCCUUAUUGUAACCGUACAUGGGAUGGCUGGCUAUGUUGGGAAGAUUCAGCUCCAGGAACUGUCAUGCAGAUGUGUCCAGCAUAUUUUAUGGACUUUGACCCUACUGAGAGGGUUACCAAAGUCUGUAAUCCUGAUGGCCAGUGGUUCCAUCACCCAGAGAGCAAGAGAAUCUGGUCUAACUACACCAUGUGUUCUGCACACACUAACCACAAACUCAAGCUUGCCAUCAGUGUCUACUACAUGGCCAUGGUGGGUCAUAGUCUUUCCAUUGUGUCCUUAGUCAUCAGUCUGACCAUCUUCUCCUACUUCAAAAGCCUUAGCUGCCAGAGAAUCUCCCUUCAUAAGAACAUGUUUCUUUCCUUCAUCUUAAACUCAAUUGUUACUAUGAUAUGGCUCACAUUCAGCAUAGUCAAUAACCAGGGCACAGACACCAGCAACUCUGUGAACUGUAAGAUCCUGGCUGUGCUGACUCAGUAUACCUCUACUUCCACCUACUUCUGGAUGCUGUGUGAAGGCAUCUACCUCCACACACUCAUCAUAGUGGCCGUCUUUGUUGGGGAACAGCAGCUCUUCUGGUACUACAUCCUGGGGUGGGGUUUUCCCAUCAUUCCUGCUGUCACAUACGCUGUGGCUCGUGGGCUUUUCCAUAACGACCCGUGCUGGAUGAGCAUACACACUCAGCUGCCCUACAUCAUACACGCCCCCAUUCAUGUUGCACUCAUUGUGAACUUUUUCUUUCUCCUGAAUAUCGUCCGGGUUCUGAUAACCAAACUGAAAGAGACACACUGUGCUGAGUCCACGGCCUACAUGAAAGCAGUGAGAGCCACGCUCAUCCUCAUCCCUCUGCUGGGAAUCCAGUAUAUCCUCAUGCCUUGGGCGCCGGAUGGACGCAUUAGCCACGCUGUCUAUGAGUUCUUUGUUAACAUCUUCACUCACUUCCAGGGACUCCUGGUGGCAUCUAUUUUCUGUUUCUGCAAUGCUGAGGCUCAAACAGCAGUGCGGAGGAAGUGGUUUCAGUGUAAAUCUGCCUGGGGCAAAACCGGCUGGGGUGAAACACCUCUCACCAACAACCACUUUAACUACCACACCAACUCUUCCAUCACCGAAACCAGCCGCAUCACCACGAACGUAGAGCCGCCUGCCAAUGCACCUUCGGAAAAAAAGGACUCGAUCUCCGUGGUGCCGCAAAACGCCAGCAGGAAGAAGAGCAAUGCAUGCACCAACGGGGAGAUAAGCAACAUGCUGGAGACCACUCAAAUCUGAUUGGAUAAAACACAGAGGUGACGGUUUUAGUGCCAUAUACACACACACACACACACACACACAACACACACUGAAAAAAACAGGGACUGACGGAGAGUUUUCACAAUAAAUGUUAGGUUUUGUAUGUAUGUACAUAAUGUCUGGAGAGCGAUUUAAAAGCAUGUAAUGUGUAGCACAUUUCUACGCUUACGUUUUUGGACUUUUAGGAACUGAUGAAAAAAACAAGUGUUUAUCAUCGUCGUUCAUCAUAUCCAGUAAUAUCCAGUAAUCGUAUUGUAACGUUUUGUUAUGUUGCUGCAGUCAAGUCAAGUUUCAGUUGUUGUUUGUUUUUUGUAGUUUUCAUCAAAAUAGAGAAAGAUGACAAUCCUGACGCUGUAUCUUAGAUGCAGUUAGGAAAAUAGAUUUUUGGACAAUGAGACAUCUCUACACCACCAAACACGAUCUACAGCAAAUCAAACAAUCAAGAUGCGAUUAAUAAAAGUAUUGCAUUAGCUGUUUAGGAAUUUCAGCCAUUUUAUUACAUUGUCCCCUAUUUUCUUUAAGUAAUUGGAUAAACCAAUUACUUUAAAUUUUAAUUUUAAUUGAACAGUUUUUUAAGAUUUGGAUGAAAAUCCUUUUGGAGAAAAACUAUGGAUAUCAUCAAUGGUGCAUUUCCUUUGAGAUGCUCUGCCAGGUCUUAACCACAGCCACAUUCAGUUGCUGCUUGUUUGUGGAUUUCCCUGCCUCUAGUUUUGUAUUUAGUAACUGAAAAGCAUGCUUUAUUAGACUGAGAUGAGGUGACUAGCUUGAUUGUAGACUUUAAAAUUAUACAGCUACCUCCCUGAGAGCGUUCUUGGGUUAGCUAAAUUCAAAGGGUCUUGCUAAACAAGGAAAGAAUAUGCAAUCAUCUUCUUUAAGUUGCCUUUUGUGGGCUUCCAGAUCUUCUAGUGCUGUUAAUGGUCAGCACUACAUUUUCUACUAAAUGUAGUAGAUUGUUGAUUUGGCCACUUGAAAAGCUUUUGCUAUCUGUCUGAUAGGUUUAUUUUUUUGGGAAUGAUUUCCUCUUUCACUUUCAUGGACACCUUGCGGGACCUCAUAUUGAGAGUUCCAGCAACUGCAAUCAAUCUAGAUAUUUUAUCUGGAGCCUUAUUUAAGCCUCUGAUAACUGUGUAUGAAAACAUUGCUCAUUUCUAAACAGUUAAUGCAUAUUUUCAGGUGAGUGUUUGUGUCAUUAGUUGCCCCAUAGAGCCGCCAAAUGCUUAACUGUAUAUCAGAGUGACCAAGUGAAUGUCGUAGCCCACAGAUGUGAUUUUUUUUUUUUUACAAACUUUUAUUUAAGAAAGAUAAAAACACCUCAUGUUGUCUUGAAAGCCAGCAUCCUCAUUUAAGUUGUUUCACAUAUUAAAUUUCACACCACAGUGAAUCCUAUAAUAGAGCUGGAAUUUAUUACCAGAGGGAGUGCUGUGCCCAGAGAGUUUGGAAAAUACACUGUUAUAGAACUAAUCUGCCUUAUACAAAAUGCAAAAAAAGGCAAAAUGCUGUAAUAUUUAGUUUGAGUUGGUUUUUACUGUAACAAUGAAAAAAAAAUAAGAAUAAGAUGUUAAUUUUUAUUUUUCAAAACCAAAUGAUACAGAAAGGCAGCUAACUAGACAUGUAAAUCUAAAAAUUAUAUCCAAAGUUUAAGCUAGCUGGCCCAAUAGCUGCAGCUGGAUAAUCUGAAACUUAAACCCUACUUAUUCUUUAGCAUUUUGUCAAAAAAUACCAAUUUUGGUAAAUGGAAGUGGCGUUAUGGUACUUCAUCACCUAAGUAAAUGACACAAGCAAACCCACUGAGGUGAAAAGCUGAACCAAGUUAGAUUUUAGCAAAAGGUGAAGCUAGCAACUGCUAUGCUAGCUGUUUCUUACACAAUGUAAUUAAGUUAGUUCAGUUCAAGAGAAUGUAAGGUAAAGAUUAAACAAUAUUGUGUGUGUUGUGGUUUAACUAGACUUGUCGUAGCUAGUUAUAGUUUGGAGUUUUAUCCCUUAACUUCAAUCUGUAACUGAGCAGCCAGAAUGUUGGGGUUUUUGGACAGUCAGCAAAAGAGAUAAAAUACAGGAGUGGUAUUUUAUUUUUCGAAACUUUAUUUACAUAUUAUCCAAACUAUAUUUACAUAUGCAAAAAAAUAUUUCUUUUGCUCGUCUUUUCUCAUUGUCUCUUGCUGAGCUCCGGUUUCAGUUUCUCUACAAUGAGAUUAAUAAGAACUAGAACGGCUCAACUAGGUUGGCUCAAAACUCUGAGGCUGAGGUUUAAGUACAGGAAAUGCUCAGAAAAGUUCCAUAAAUAGUGUGUGCACUAGACCCUGACCAAUUUAUCGGCAGACCAAUACUAUCAGCCAAUCUCAGCCAAUCUAUUGGUACUGAAGACAUUAAAUAUGGUUGAUAAUUCAAAUUUGUAAAAGAAAACAAGAUGGGAGGGCUACCCUUCAAUUAUGCCAUGAAUGUUGAUGAUGAAUAUUUUGUCCACAAGGGGGCACUCUGCAACUUCCCUGUUGGUAACACACCUGUUUGGAAUGAAGCAAACACAACAACCAGCUGGGCAGAGCAUAUAAAAGUAAAUAAAUAGCUACACAUAACAAAAUAUAAGGAAAAUCUAUUCAUGUUUCAUGUGUUUAAAGGGGGAAAAAAGGAAUGUCGAACUUUAAACCACCAAUUGUUGGUAUCAGACGAUUUGUUUCUUCACAAAUUCCCCACUACUUUCUUGUGAACAAUGUAUGAAAAAAAUGCACUUAUUAAUGUCUGCCAUUAAUGUUUCUUUUAUUACUUUUAUUGUAAUGGAACAGGUUAUACUGAUCUGAUGUAAAGCUUUAAUACCCUGAGGUUUCAGAUGAAAUGAAGAUGAGCUUUUGUCUAACUUCUGUAGACAGGAGAAGAGUUUGUGCGUAACAGAUGUGUGUGCCUUUUUUGUUAUAGUUUUUCCAUAGUGUUGCUGUUUUAUUAUUUCAAAGAGUGCUUAUUAGUGUUACACAAUGCUUUCCCCCUCCCUUUGCACAGUUAUGCAUUUACAGUGACUUUACAGAAAUACAAUUUAAUAGUAGUGCACUGUAUGUAUCCUGGCUACAGUCCACUAGAAAACUGAGCAAGUCUUAUUGUUAAAGGUGAGCUGUUAGCAAAUGUAUUUAGCUGUUAUUACAGCAUGCAUACACACGCAUCAUAAUAGAAAAACAAAGGCUCCAGUGUGCAUAUAGUGAGGUAACAGGAAAUUAACUAAGCAUGAGAAAGUGCUGUGAAAGAGCUAUUUCACUUAAUCCCACCCACUUGGGAAGUGCCUGCUCAGCAGAGAAACAACUGUCAUGGAUGCAUUUGCAAAGCAAUUUGAGAAACAUUCCAAUAAAGUGCCAAAACAAAUUUUCACUUCAAACAUAUUACUCUAAGGAGCUUGGAAAGAAAAACGACUCAAGGAUGGUCGUUCACCAUGGACAUAGAUGGCGUCUUUCACUCCUCUUUCAAGCCAUCUGUCUUCAAGAACCCUAAAGAACUCCAGUCGUGUUUCUUUCACAGCUGCUUAGAUCGCCAUGACGUGGAUGACUGAGAACCUACACAGACAAACAUAAUACUGUAUUUAUAUUUUUAACACUGCCAUUUAUGUGUGGAAAUAAAUUUGUGUGAAUAUAA
This is a messenger RNA of Neolamprologus brichardi, 5245 nucleotides long. It is a transcript of the gene calcrl2, whose product is annotated as calcitonin receptor-like 2. Gene Ontology annotation, biological process: cell surface receptor signaling pathway; adenylate cyclase-activating G protein-coupled receptor signaling pathway; angiogenesis. NCBI's taxonomy places the organism in Eukaryota, Metazoa, Chordata, Actinopteri, Cichliformes, Cichlidae. The record is from RefSeq and is a predicted model, not a curated record. Gene Ontology annotation, molecular function: calcitonin gene-related peptide receptor activity; calcitonin receptor activity; adrenomedullin receptor activity. Gene Ontology annotation, cellular component: plasma membrane.